Messenger RNA from Schistosoma mattheei, 3526 nucleotides. The record is from the annotation of a GenBank genome assembly. NCBI's taxonomy places the organism in Eukaryota, Metazoa, Platyhelminthes, Trematoda, Strigeidida, Schistosomatidae.
AUGACAUAUCCUUCUUUACUAAUUACACCAUCGGUUUCCAAUCCAGCAUCUCCUAUUUUCCCUCCACCACCACCACCACCACCAGUUAUUACAAAUUCUGGGAAUAUUUUUAUGUCUUCCAGUCAUACAGUAAAUCCUACUGCUUCUGGUGUUUAUCCUGUUGCUGCUGCCGCCGCCGCCGUAGCUGCUGCUUCUUUUCAAUCCCUUUCAUCAUCUGUUUAUGAUCAAUUUUACUCGGCAAUAUCAUCAAAUAAUCUAACAACUGUUAAUAACAAUAGUGGUACAAAUAUGCAUCAACAUCUUACUCAUAAUUAUAACUCCCAUUGUACUUCACAACAGGCAGAAGAUUCAGCUCAAAAUGAAUCGAUUUCUUCAUCUUAUAGAAAUCCGAACUUAACUGGUUAUUCUGAUAUUACACGAACAACAUAUCCUUUAAUGUCUACCCAUUUACUUCAUCAACAGCGUCAGACUUCUUUAUUUCCUACUUCAUCUUAUAGUUCUGAUAAUAAAUUGAAAAAUCAAUCUAUUCCUGACAGUUUAUUACAUGAUCGACAAUUGUCUAAGAUAAUCGACAAAGAAGAACAAAUACUUCAGCAACAAGAUCGGGCUAACAAUUCAGAUCAUAUUGAUUUUUUCAAUACACGAGUUCAACCUUCAGAAAAUUUAGUGAAUCAUUUAUCUUUAGAUAAUCAAUUUGCUCCAAGAUCAUCAUUAUCAUCGGAAUCAUCAUCAUCAUCAACAUCAUCAUCAUGUUCAGAGACUUAUAUGAAUUCUUCUUUACAACAAAUAGACAGAAAUUCUAAUGAACACAAUAAUAGUAAACAAUUAACUAAUGAUUUUACACAAUUUAAUAAAACAUUCCAGUUGAAUACAUGUGAAUCGGGCAAUACUAAUACUAAUCAUAAUAAUCCACUUAUUUUAACAUCAUUAAAAGAAUUUCAACUCGAUCAGAACAGAUUAUUCAAUCUUUCCAAUCAUUUACUAAUAAACAAUAAUAAUGGUCAAUCUACCAUCGAAACCACUCUUAACAAUGGUACUAUCAAUACUACUACUACCACUACUACUAGUAGUACUACUAAAAAUACAAAUAGUAAUAAAUUAUAUAGAGAAUCACUAAAUUCUUUGAAUUUGCCAAUAUUUGAUGAAAAUUAUGAUCAAAGCAACAGGAGUAGAAUAGAUCAAGGUGAAAAUACAAACAAUAUUCAAUUAGAUAUUUUACAGUCAACAUCAUUACUACUUAAAACUGAAGAGAAUUUAAUGAAUUUCCCAUCAAGCUCUUCAUCAUCAACAUUGUUAUCUAAUCGAUCGAAAGAAGCUGAUAGUUCAAAUAUAGCCACCAUGAGUAGUGGUGAAAGUGGUGGCGGUAUUAUCGCUGUUCCUACAGAUACCGGUUGUUGUGAAUCAUUAAGUAUACUGACGAGAGAUAUGAUGAGAGCCUAUCUCGUUGAUCGACGGGAUCAAAUUCUAAUCAUACUUCAUGCAAAAGUUGCUCAAAAAUCAUAUGGAACAGAAAAACGUUUUUUCUGCCCUCCACCUUGUGUAUAUCUUCGUGGUGAAGGGUGGGGAUUACAGUACGGUCAAACAUCACAUGAUGAAUCAAAAUUGAGCUCUAGUCAUGAACAUGUUGAUCAAACGGAUUUAGUGAGUUAUUCCACAAAUAAUGUUCGAACAUAUCCUAUACAAAAUAAUAAUAUAUCGUAUUCAACAGCUACCCCUACUCCAGGACCUUCACAUUUAUCGUCUUCAUUUACAGGAGAACAAUCUCAAAUACUUGCUUUUAUGGGUAUUGGUGGAUCAACUACUCCAGUUGAAAUGAUUCAAUUAAAUUUAGAUGAUGGAAGAGAUUAUUCAAAUGCUAAAACAUUAUUUAUUUCAGAUUCAGAUAAACGAAAAUAUUUUAUGUUAACAUUAAAAAUGUUUUAUAAAAAUGGUAAAGAUUUGGGUCAAUUUCAUUCAAGACGUAUUAAAGUUAUUUCAAAACCAAGUAAAAAGAAACAAUCAUUAAAAAAUACGGAUUUAUGUAUUGCAUCUGGUACAAAAAUAGCCUUAUUCAAUAGAUUACGUUCACAAACCGUUAGUACACGGUAUUUACAUGUUGAAGAUGCUAGUUUCCACGCAAGUUCAAGUCGUUGGGGCUCAUUUACAAUCAAUCUAUUAGCUGAUGAUCAAGAUGAAGCUGAACAGUUCACUGUACAAGACGGUUAUAUACAUUACGGUCAUACAGUGAAAUUAGUUUGUUCAGAAACUGGUAUGGCACUUCCUCGUUUGAUUGUACGAAAAGUAGACAAAACAACUGUUCUAUUGGAUGCUGACGAUCCAGUUAGUCAACUUCAUAAAUGUGCAUUUCAUUUAAAAGAUACAGAUAGAAUGUAUUUAUGUCUUUCACAAGAUAAAAUUGUCCAAUUGCCAUCUACACCAUGUGAUGAAAAUCCUUUGCGUGAGAAAAUAAAUGAUGCCGCAGCAUGGACUAUUAUUAGUACAGAUAGAGCGGAAUAUCGUUGGUUUGAACCUAGCCAUUUACCAAGUACAUACAGAACAAAAGAUGGCCAAAUUAAAUCAAUCACACCUCCUACAUCAUGUCUGACACCAGUUACACCUGUACCAAUUGUACGAGAUAUGCGAGUGAAUGGUGGUGGAGAUGUUGCAAUGCUUGAAAUAAUUGGUGAAAAUUUCAGUCCUAGGCAUCAAGUAUGGUUUGGUGAUGUUCCAGCUCAAACAUUUUAUCGUUGUGAAGAACUGAUAUUAUGUUUUGUUCCAGAUAUAUCAGAAUUUCACAGAGACUGGACAUAUAUUCAAAAAACUUUAGAGGUGCCAAUUAGUUUAGUCCGACAAGAUGGUAUUAUCUAUGCGAGUGGCUUAACAUUUACUUAUCAUCCAGAAUCUGGACCAAGACAACACUGUCAACCAGCGCUUGAAAUUAUACGUGCAGCAAGUAUAGCCGCUGUUGCGGCGGCGGCAGCAGCUGCGUCUGCUGUCACUUCAUCAAAUUCUCUGUCAACAUCAGAAGAAUUAUUACUAGAACCUUCAUGUUCUUCCAGAUCAGGUAUCGUAGUAUCAUCUGCAACAGUUGAAUGUAAUAAUGUUGUACAACGACAAAAAUCAUCUGAAUUCAAUUUAUCUCAACAUCAUAAAGAUUCAAUGUGCCUUGAUAAUAAUUCAUUUCUUGCCUCAGUAUCAACAUCAUCAUGUCAAAUGAUAAAUAGAUUAAAUAAUUGUAAUAAUAGUAAUAAUACUACUAGUGGUUAUUAUGAAGAUGAAGCUUUCAAUCAACAACAUAACUAUCCUCAUCUUCAUCAUCAGGAGCAUCAAUUACAACAGUCACAUCAACAGCAUCAUUAUGCUGUUGACACUCAGGAACAUCAUCAUCGGAGGAAUAAUAAUAAUUCAAACUCUUUAACUACAACAGAUCGUCUAUUUUAUAUUCCAGUGAAUACAAGUUGAAUCUCUUAUUAAAUAAAAGAAUUUUUCAGUUGCUUUUUUUUCUUUUGUUUAUCAGUUUGUUAAAUAGAUAUCCACGAUAUUCUUU